AUGUCUUACGCCGACGCCGCUGCCAAGGGCCCCAAGCAGUCGCCCGAAGAUUACAGCCGCGCACCCGAAUUGGGCGGCAUCUACAAGGAUGAAUCCGAGAGCACGGCCUCGCUGAUCGAUGUCGACUCUCCGCACGUUACUGCGGUCGAUUCUGACUUCCUUAGCCAGGAGGUGAAGACCACCACUCAGGCGGAGCGCCUCGAGCGGGAGGCUGCUGAAGAGGAGAAGAAGCGCGCCGAGGAGGAGUCCAACAAGAAGGCCAAGCCUCGCAAGGCCAAGAGCAGUGGUUUCGGUGCCAACUCGGAUAACCCCGUCUACAUCGGAAAUGCUGUUCUGUACACCCUGGUCGGCGCUGGCUUGAGCUUCGGUGCCUACCACAAGCACGCGCGAGGCAAGCUCUCCUGGGAAACCAUCGGACUCUGGUCUGGUGCCGUGGGCGCUGUAGGUGUGGUUGACUACUUUGUCAGCAAGUGGUUCCUGCAGAACAAGUACCCUCCCAAAUAG
Molecule: messenger RNA, 504 nt
Organism: Penicillium atrosanguineum
Lineage: Eukaryota; Fungi; Ascomycota; Eurotiomycetes; Eurotiales; Aspergillaceae
Exons: 3
Coding region: 1-504 (167 amino acids)
Cellular component (GO): mitochondrial outer membrane
Molecular function (GO): nascent polypeptide-associated complex binding
Source: RefSeq, a predicted model, not a curated record